AUGUUCAGAAAAGUACUUUAGAAUUUUACAAAAAAGAAAUUAAAAAUAGAUAAUUAUGGAUAAAACUUAGAGGAUCCUUAUUAGUAUCACAAAUCUAUAAAUAAAUUGAAAAGAAUGGACCCAAAAUAUUAAUCAAUAUUGGAGGAGCCUCAUUUCUAAAAAGUAUUUUUUUGAUUCAAUUAGUGCAGCUAUCAAAUUUUAGGAAGGAGUAUUUAUUCAAUUUGAAAAGAUGGCCAGAUGAUAAUGAGAUUUUAAUCGACAUCGAUAAAUUCAAUUUUUUAGAAUAUAUUAAAUUUCUGUUUAAAAGCAAAUUUGAUGAUUUAGAGGAAAAAGAUUAAUUCCCUUACAGAGCAUUUCAAGCAAUCUUACUGUUUAUUGUCGUAGAAGUUUUAUUGAACUUGCAUUAUUAUACUUGCAAAGAAGAAUACAAAGAAUAUUAGAAAGAAGACAUAAAACCUCAUUAUAAUUAUAAAAAUUUAGAAACUGAAUUAAGAUAUUCAAUAUUAUUAUUUAACAGAUCAGUCAAUUGA
Molecule: messenger RNA, 530 nt
Organism: Paramecium octaurelia
Lineage: Eukaryota; Ciliophora; Oligohymenophorea; Peniculida; Parameciidae
Source: the annotation of a GenBank genome assembly